UUUUUUGAAUUCGCUUCGUUGUCUACUGUCAAAUAAUAGUUUUGACAGCGCGUAUAUACUUCUGUUCCUUUCUUUUUUCUUUCUGUCGUGAAGAUGACGAAAGGUACAUCAAGCUUUGGUAAACGCCAUAAUAAGACGCACACUUUGUGCCGUCGUUGCGGUCGUUCUUCAUACCACAUCCAAAAGUCAACUUGUGCACAAUGUGGAUAUCCCGCAGCCAAGAUGCGUUCAUUUAACUGGUCCGUAAAGUCCAAGAGGAGAAAGACCACUGGUACCGGCCGCAUGCGUCACUUGAAGAUUGUUCGCAGACGUUUCCGUAACGGUUUCCGUGAAGGUACACAAGCUAAACCCAAGAAGUCUGUUCAAACUAAAUAAAUGUAUUGAUCGUUUAACGUUGAACAACUUCUAAGAGGUUUAAUGUGAGUUUAAAAUGCAUUAUUUUUUUUUGUAAAAAAAUUAUUAAACAAGAAAACCUAAAUAAAUAAUUCAGGAGAAAA
Molecule: messenger RNA, 497 nt
Organism: Teleopsis dalmanni
Lineage: Eukaryota; Metazoa; Arthropoda; Insecta; Diptera; Diopsidae
Product: probable 60S ribosomal protein L37-A
Exons: 3
Coding region: 94-375 (93 amino acids)
Biological process (GO): translation
Cellular component (GO): ribosome; cytosolic large ribosomal subunit
Molecular function (GO): structural constituent of ribosome; RNA binding
Source: RefSeq, a predicted model, not a curated record